UAAACUAUCAUGACAGACCUUAUAGUUUUACGCACACGCGUUAAACCACUAUACCCUCAAUCUCCCUGUUAGAAGAUAUAACUGUGGUUUUUUUUAUUAUCGUUGCAACGGUACUGGACAACGAGAUAUAAACUAAAUUUUUAAAUCGCACGGGCGUUAUCUACUAUUCCUUUAUUGAUGCCAAAUACGAUCACAACGAUGAAAAUUCCUUUGUGAUGACCAUUCAUUCUGAUAUGUAAGCUUAGACAAACUCUACCAACAUGCUGGAAGAUCUGAUAGAGAGCGUUGGCUCCAGUGGAACGUUCCAAUGGAUGGUGGUGUGUCUAAUUAUGUCGUCGAAGAUGGUUUUUGCAAUGAGUAUGUUGAUCAUGUCAUACGGUGGAGUGGUUCCCGAUUGGUGGUGUAUUUCUAAGGAUGAAGAGACCAUGUCAGUUAAGUCCAUGAAUAGUUCAAGUAUUGAUUACCAGACCUGUAAUGCAACGAGUGUCUGUUCUCGAAGAUAUGAAUCUUAUACUAUAACUGUUGUCAGCAAGUUUGAUCUAGUUUGUGAUAAUGCAUGGAUUAAACCAACAGUUACUUCAGUACAGAUGGGCGGGGUUCUUGUUGGUGCUUUUAUUGGAGGGCAAUCGGGAGAUAUGUUUGGAAGAAAGAAAACCAUUUAUGCCGCCAUAUUACUACACGCCAUCUUUAACAUAAUCGCGGCAUUUUCCGUCAACUGGCAAAUGUUUGCAGCUUUCCGAUUCCUAAUUGGUGGAAGUCUUGGUACCUACCUUGUUUUGGUUGUUUACCCAUUGGAGUUCAUUGGCCUCAAGCGCCGCGCCUUGGCAUCUUCUCUACCAUUCUGGACAAUUGGUGUUUUAUUUUUAGCCUUAGCUACGUAUCUGAUCCACGAUUGGAAAACAUUGCACAUCCUUAUUGGUGCGUUGACAUUUCCCUUUGUUCUGGGGUGGUUCGUAGUUCCCGAAAGUCUGCGAUGGUUGGCGACCAAAGGCAAAAUAGAAGAGGCAAAAAUGGUUGUUAACAAAAUUGCUCGAUUUAAUGGAACAAAAGUUCCCGAUAAUGCUGAGGCUAUUCUAAGAAAAGUAGCCGAGGUGGAACUACAGAACAACGAGGGCGAAAAGAAGUAUACAUAUAUAGACAUCUACAGAGGAUUUCCAAUGUUUAAAAAGAGUAUUUGUUUAAAUUAUAUCUGGUUUUCAUGCUCUACAAUUUAUUAUGGCUUUUCUUUUGGGGUCAGCAACUUUUCUGGCAAUUUUUACUUGAAUUUUUUCCUGAUGAACGUCAUUGAACUAUCAGCAUUUUUUCCAGUCAUCUACCUUCUAGGAAAGAUAGGAAGAAGGUACACCUGUGUUUUUGCUUUGUUUCUAGCUGCAACGUCUUGUAUUGCUGCACUGAUUGCACAAGAAGUUAACGAUGAAUCCAAGAGUUCGUUUAUUACCGGAGUCUCCCUAUUAGCCAAGAUAUUGACUGGUGCGGCUUGGGUGGCCUUGAUUCUACUAACUAAUGAGUCUUAUCCGACAGUCAUCAGAUAUUUAGGUUAUGGCGCAAGUAACACGAUGGCUCGCAUAGGUGGAAUCCUAGCUCCUUUUAUCUUCAGUUUGGGAAGUCACAGAAUGGUACCUUACGUUAUGAUGGCUGCACUUAUGGUAUCGAGUGGUAUAUGUGCACUACUGCUACAAGAAACUAAAGAUUUGGCUAUGGCUGAUCUUAUCGAAAACGACAUGGAAAAAGACAUAAAAGAGAGAGAAAAAUCUAGCGUAUAUAAAAUUUCCCGCGGUUUGGAUUCUAACGGGAUAGCACCUCCGUGUAACGAAAAAUCUCCUAUAAGCGAAGGCUUAAUAGUACCCACCGUUCUCAAAGACAUCGAAUAUAACACUCAAAUGUAAAAACAUUGAACCAUAUUUUGUGGCUAUGUUUAUUCUAGACACAAUUACUUCCAAUAGAAUGUCAAGCUGGUUGUAUUCAUAUGUAAAACACAUGCAGUUCGUGUUGAUAUAUCAGUGUCUAUCAAUAAUAGCUAAUAUUAAAAGUACAUACAACAU
Molecule: messenger RNA, 2042 nt
Organism: Patella vulgata (common limpet)
Lineage: Eukaryota; Metazoa; Mollusca; Gastropoda; Patellidae
Product: organic cation transporter protein
Exons: 9
Coding region: 261-1886 (541 amino acids)
Biological process (GO): transmembrane transport
Cellular component (GO): membrane
Molecular function (GO): transmembrane transporter activity
Source: RefSeq, a predicted model, not a curated record